AUGGCGUUGCACCGACCUCGACGACGAUCCGCACAUGACCCCAUCAAUCCAUCGCUAUUCUCACUCCUCGUGCUCUCGCCUUUGUCCGUCCCAUUCGUGAUCAUCUCACAGUUUCGCACACAACAAGUGAGUGCUUCACCCUCCGCAUCACACCAUACAGAUCCCAUCAAGCUCAUCCCGCACCUGCCCUUUCGCAUCCUCGCCCUCGCCCCCACGCUUGAUCUCUCCCCUCUCCAGCGUUCUCCACCGCAACCAUUUCCGAAAGGACUGGCAAUCGCGCGUAAAGACGUGGUUCGACCAACCGGGCAGGAAGCACUCGCGACGAGCCGCACGACAGGCCAAGGCCGUCAAGGCUGGUCUCAGGUAAGCAUGCACACGCUUUAAAAAAGGGGGAGGGGAUUGCAGUCACCGACCUCUUUCGAUCCCACUUCGUUCAGGCCCGUUGAACUUCUCCGCCCCGCCGUCCGAUGCCCCACGAAGCGCUACAACACCAAGCUGCGUUCCGGCCGAGGCUUCACCGCCGCCGAACUCAAGGCCGCCGGCAUUCGUCGCAAGGAGGCCCUCUCGAUCGGCGUCCCCGUCGACCACCGCCGCCGCAACCGAUCCGAGGAGAGCUUGAAGAUUAACAAGGAGCGCCUCGAGGCGUACAAGCAGCGCUUGGUCGUGUUCCCCAAGAAGGCGGGCAAGGUCAAGAGGGGUGAUACCGAGGUGCGUCUCAUGCGACAGCGCUCGAGGCGGCGGGUGGAUGCACAGAUACAGAGAUCCAGGAGUGUCAGAGCCGAAGGAUAACGUGAAAACUGACUUGGUUACUUUCGCUGGUCAUUUAGGGCGCCGACAAGUCCGUCGAGGGCCUCAAGACGCUCGCCGCCACUUUCCCCCUCCCGGCCGGCCACAAGCAGGAAGGUCCCCGAGCGAUCACCUCGGAAGAACUCGCCAACAAGGGCACCGCCUACACCGCCUUGCGCAAGGCGCGCUCGGACCAACGUUACGCAGGCAUCCGCGCCGAGAGGCAGAAGAAGAAGGAGGAGGAGGAGGCCGCCAAGAAGAAGUAA
Microbotryum saponariae is the source of this 1052-nucleotide messenger RNA. The record is from the annotation of a GenBank genome assembly. Lineage: Eukaryota; Fungi; Basidiomycota; Microbotryomycetes; Microbotryales; Microbotryaceae.